AUGGAAUUUACCGUGCUCGCACGCUUUGACGAUUUCCUCUCGGCGUCUUUACUCGAUGGCCUGUUCUUGUGGUUCAAGACGAUCAAAAUGAAUGAGGAGAGCGCUCGUCCUAGUACACCAGCUCAUGCGGUUCUCAAGAUCAUUCGGAAGCAUAUCGUCGAAGAAGAGAACAUGAAUAAUGCUGUUCAAGAGCUAUUAAAGAUGCGGUUUAUACAAGAGUUCCUUGAAGGUGGAAAGGAGAAGGAAUGGAAUAACUUUAUACAGCACAUGAAACGGUACCUGAGCAUGUAUCUGCCCAAUGCUGGCUACGAGAUUUGUGAUACGCGAAGAUAUAGCUCUGAUAGCGUGCAAGCGCGUAUUGUGGCAACCAAGAAAUGGGUGCCUGGAGACGAGAUCAGGAUGUGUACAGGCGGCAUUGGCUAUUUGAAUCCAGAGCAGGAUGUCAUGUUGCGACAAACAGAACGCGAUUUCAGUGUCAUGUGGUCAACACGUAAAAGCAGCCAUUGCCUUUUUCUGGGUCCCGCACGUUUCAUGAAUCAUGAUUGCAAUUCAAAUACCAAGUUUAUGAUUGUGAAUGAGACGGCGAUCACUUUCAAGGUGACCAAAGUUAUUGAAUGCGGGGAGGAGAUCACCACAUUUUACGGCUCCCAGUAUUUUGGAUCGGAAAAUUGUGAAUGCUUAUGCCAUACGUGUGAAAGCCGACAAGAAGGUGCAUUUGCCGAGCAAACCAGCAAUCAAUCAACAGAGGAUAUGGAAGGUGGUGGAGAAGAGUGUGAUGUACGACGUAGCAGUCGACGACGACGAGGUGUCAAAUCAUAUGAAAAAUUCUUUCGUCAAAACGACACCCCUAGAAAAAGACGAGGGAGACCACCCAAGUCAUUGAAACAAGAUACGACAAACAAAGCGCCACGCCAAGUCAAGGCAUCCGAAGAGGAGGAUCAAGGUGCAAGUAGAAUUGAGGAACGUGAUUCAUCAUUACCUGAGAGCUGGUGCCGGCAAACUCCGCAUGAGCGCAUUAUGCUUGAUCCAUUCUCAUUCUUAUGCGACGUCAGCAGCAAACAACCUUACGCCGAAUCGGCUGACAGCAAUCGUAGCAAACCUAAGAGGAAGUCAACACAACGGGGUAGAAAAAAGAGAGGAGAGCAAAACGAGAAUCAAUGGGCACACAAAGUACCAGCGAAUUGUCAUGUUUGUGAUGAGAGCAUGGGAGAAUUGAAUGAUUGGUUGAUCCACCCAGCAACACAGUAUAACGGUCAAUGGCCUCCUACACGAUGCUCGCGCUGUGAACGACAUUACAUCAUCUUUCAACAUGAAUGGCCUGUGCGAAAGCUUAGGAAGAAAGGACGCAAAGCUGCUGAAGAGGAUCCUCUCCAUCUUCCAUCUCCUGCCAACUCCACCGUAUCAUCGUCAUCCACCUCGUCUCAAGAUCAACCACAUCAUUCAGAGCAUUAUCAACUUCGAAAACGACAUGCGAACAAGCCGCCUUCACCUAUAUCAUCCUCCGAUGAUCAAGCAGCAGAUCAACUCCAUGUUCGAAAACGGCAGGCUGUCAAAUCCUCAUCGGCACCGAUGCCAUUAAAGAGUGAACAACAACAUCCACAACCAUCAACCUCCUCAAUACCCUUGUUAAAUCAACCACUACCACCAAUAUCAUCACUACAACAGCAAGAACAGCCUCUUGAUCAGAAUCAUUUCCUAUCAUCUCCAAGUAUUCAGCCGUGUUGCUAUGAUUAUCCAAAACAAUGCGCAACAGCCCGGUUACCAUUAUCACCAGCGAAUCGUCACCAACAGCAACCAACAUGGAUCAACCCUUAUUCUUCAACACCCCCUUUACAACCAGGUUUCCAUUUCUAUCCUGGGCAAUCAAUACCAUCAACAUCAUCGUCAUCAUUGCCAUCAGAGGAGGAGCAUGGACAACCUACACAUCCUUCACCUAGACUAUACAACACGCCCUACUCAGCUGAUCAGCUUCACUACGCGCUUCACCACCAGUACCAACAACAUCCCUAUCAUCAUUCACGGUGA
Lichtheimia ornata is the source of this 2025-nucleotide messenger RNA. RefSeq lists its product as uncharacterized. The record is from RefSeq and is a predicted model, not a curated record. Bases 1 to 2025 code for a protein of 674 amino acids. Gene Ontology annotation, molecular function: protein binding; histone H4K20 methyltransferase activity. Lineage: Eukaryota; Fungi; Mucoromycota; Mucoromycetes; Mucorales; Lichtheimiaceae. The transcript is spliced from 7 exons. Gene Ontology annotation, cellular component: nucleus.